CCUCCUCCCCGCCUUGAGGACUGUGGUUGGGGCUCCCGGCGCUGGAGUGGUGCAGCUCGCCGCGGCCCGAAGCGGGGCUCCCCGCCCUGCGUCCUCGGCCCCGCGCUCCGCCGGGGGAGACCCGGAGCUGCCCCCGCGCUUCGGCCGCAAUGACAGCGGGGCCUCCCGGUUACCGCGGCGAUGACCGCACCUGCGGGUGAGGAGGACCCUUUACACGCCAACACCCUGCAGAGUCUUUACGUCCGCAGGUUGAUCCUUAAAAAAAAAAAAAAUCUAUCCAGUAAAGGGCUUUCAUGAAGAAAUUAAAGAGAGAAAUUACAAGUAAGAGAAAAACUAGGAAUUAUACGCUGGAGAAACCACCACCUAAAAUAACUGUAUGGAGUAAGACACAAAGAGUGAAUACAUCUGAAAGAAUUUUUACUUACUAUGAUAUUUUCUGCCCAUUUUUUCAUCGUAAAGACUGCUAAGGAAGAGAGAAUAUAGUUUUCUAGAGAAAGAACGAGUGUAAUGUAAAAAUGGAGACCACAGUUUCUGAAAUUCAAGUUGAAAGCAAGGAUGAGAAGAGACCAACAGAAGUUAGUCCUCAAGAUGAGAGGCAAGAGGAAAGAGCAUCAGUGCUUUGCUUCAAGAGAAGAAAGAAAGCAACCAAAGCAAUGAAGCCCAAGGCUAGCUCUGAAGCUGCUGGGGCAACAAUGAAGUGUCCACCAGAAGCAGAAGCUUCCGAUCAGCCACAGCCCCCAGGGGGUGCCUGGGCCUCAAUCAAACGUCUUGUAACACGCAGGAAAAGGUCAGAAUCUUCAAAGCAGCAAAAGCUCUUUGAGGCUAAAGUACAACCUGAAAUCAGUGCUGAGGAUGCUGAUCUUUCUAAGAAAAAGGCAAAAUCCGGACUUAAGAUUCCUUGCAUAAAAUUCUCAAAAGGAGAGAAAAGAAGUAAUCAUUCCAAAAUUAUAGAAGACUCAGACUGCAGCAUCAGAGUCCAGGGAGAGGCAGAACAUUUGGAUACAAAAGCUGCAGCCCAAUCAGAUGACCAGGCAACAAAGACCAAGUUGCCCCAGGAUGUAAGUAAAGACGUCUCACGGAAAGGAGGUGAUGAGAUCUGUGAACCAAAGGUGAGCAACAGCACAACUACACCUGGAGAAAAAGUGAUUUCAGUAGAACUUGGGUUAGAUACCAGGCAUUCUGCUGUUCACCCAGGAACUCUAAUCCUUGAAGGAGAUACUGAAACGAUUGAGGAAAAACAGAGUGUUCAACCCCCACAAGCAAGCGCACUUGAAACUUCAGAAACAGAACAGCCACCAGUGGUUUCCGAUGUUCUUCCCUCACCUACAAUCCCAGAUCAGCAAAUUGUGGAAGAAGCUAGAAGCAAUAUCCUAGAAAGUGAACCAAAUUGGGAAGAGCACGAAAGUAGAGAAGUUGUAGCCGAGGAGAGUGAGCCUAAAGAUACUGAACUGAGCCAGGAAUCUGAGCUGAGAGAAAAUGAGGUCACUGCAGAGAAACCCAAACCAGAAGAAAGCAAAAGAAUGGAGCCAAUUGCUAUUAUUAUUACAGACACUGAAAUCAGUGAAUUUGAUGUUAAGAAAUCUAAAAAUGUCCCUAAGCAAUUCUUAAUUUCUAUUGAAAAUGAGCAAGUAGGGGUUUUUGCUAAUGAUAGUGGUUUUGAGGGUAGAACUUCAGAACAGUAUGAAACACUCUUAAUAGAAACAGCUUCUUCUCUUGUUAAGAAUGCCAUCCAAUUGUCUAUAGAACAGCUGGUUAAUGAAAUGGCCUCUGAUGAUAAUAAAAUGAACAAUCUUCUACAGUGACUUAAUUUCCAGAUGAUGAGAGGAAAAGAAAAAAGGCUUAAUGCUAAUUAUUAUACAUAUUUGUGGCAUUUCUUAAUCAGUUACAAAUGAGAGGUUUAUCAUCUGUGGAACUUAAAGGUACAGUUCCAGCCCAAAAAUGCUAAAGAAUUAAGUUUAUAAAACUCUCCUACUACUGAAAUGCAGUCACUUCUGGAUUAGAGGAAGUCAAUACAGAUUACGAUGGAAGUGACAUACAGGGAGUUGCUAAAAUGACAUGUGGAAGUUGGGGUGCUUGGGGGAAGGAAGCUGUAUUUAUUGAGCAUUUAUGAUAUACCAGAAACUCUUUAAUAUUAUCUGAUGUCAAAAGCCCGGUUUUCUUUUGAUAGUUCAAUCCUGUAUAUAGGUUAACAUCACAUUCGAUUUUCAAAGCUUUUUUUUUUUUUUUACAGUGCACUUUUAUGUUUAAAAUGGUGAAUAAGGUGAGCUAUUUUUGUGAAUGUGUGAUUUACAGUUGUUACACUCAUAGGCAGUAGUCUUACCUCAAAAAAAAAAUUGCCUUUUCCUAAUUUCAGCAGAAUGUGCAUAUUUGAAUUAAACAUGAGUUUUUCUAGUCUUGCUUAAAUACCAUACAAAAGCCAUUCACAAUUUAUUUCAAAUAAUUACCAAGUGCAAAGGUGUGGAAAUAGGCAGUGCAUUUUCUCUCUCCAUCUUUCUUCUGCCUCAAACCUGUCUAAAUCUAUUUCUACAUGGGGUCAUCUGCUGAAAAGUUAAAAACAAAACUGAAAAAACUAAACAACAGCAACAGCAAAAACAAGAAGAGUGAAAUACUGUUUCUCAUCCAGGAGAAGCAAACUGCCCGAGUAACAAAUUAUCACAGAUAACAUAGGAUUCAUCUUGCAGGAUUGCUUCUCUAGAGACCAAAAUUUUCCACCUCUCCUCAAGGAGGGAAUUCACAGCCAGCCCAGCAGUAAAAGUCCUAGGAAAUCAUAAUAACUUAGUGCAAAUAUUACUCAUUUUUUAAAAAGAAUGAGCCAAGUUCAUAGUUGCAUAAAAAGUGAAACAUUAUUGCUAAAGCACAUUAUAUUUUAAUGUCAGUAUUCUCUCAUUGUGCCUAUGUGUCAGGAGACACCAGUAACAAACAUUUUACAUGUAUUUUGAAAAUUAACUUUUUCAUCAGUAUUUUCAAUCCAGCUAAUCCCUUACCAAAAAAAAAAAAAAUGAACUUAAUAUAACAAUGAGAAGGGCUUAUUUGCAUUUUAUCUGGUCAUUUAAAUCAUCAAUCUCAUCAAUAGUUACCUUUUUUUUGAAAAAAGUAAUUCCAUUUCAAUAUUUCCUUGUGUGAAAUGGCCAUAAUACUACAACACACUUCCCUACCUCACAGGUAAAGAUCCAAAUCGUAUAGUCCACACUGUCUAAACUGAGGGACAAUGCUGCUCUUACAGUAUAUGAAGUAUAGAGCUUUCCACUUGAGUUGCAAGAUAUUUAUUAAAGAGUAUUUGUACAUACUUGGAGAAAAGAGUGUACAUUAGAUGACUGUAAAUGAUCUGGUGACUUCUUACAUUUUUUACGGAUUAUGUAUAGAAAGUAUAUGCUAAUUUGUCCUAUAGAACCUUCUUUGUUUCUUGCUGUGAGUAAGUGCAUCUUGAGACCUUUGGCAGAAAAACUUAAUCUGACUUUGGAACCGAACCAAAUAAUGGAUAUGAUUAGCAAGAUUCUUUGCUAAAGUGCAAAAUUAUUCCCCCAGACUUUUCUACCUUCAUGCCUAUAAACUUGGGAGGAUAAACCCACAAAAAUCCUUCAAUUUAGCAACACAAAAGUGGAUUUUCAAAACAUAUGACCCAAGAAAUGAAUUUUAGUUGUACAAUAUUUAAACAUUAAAAAAAGACUGCUAAGUCAUUCUCCCUAAAAAUACUCUUAAUUCACUAUAUGUGGUGCUAAUGGACUUGGAUGGCUACCAGCAAAUAUCAUAUCAUAUAUAAAAGUGAACAAUUUUUUAAAAGCUGAUCAAAGUUGGUGCAUUUUACAGUGUUUUAAGGAAUCCUAUCUUCAUUUAUUGCAAGAAUGACUCAAGCCAAUACACUUGCAUUGUAAGUUUUUUAGUAAUCUCUCAUGAAUGAAAACAAAGUAUAGCACUUAUCAGUGAUUAAAAUAUUUUGGAAGGAUUAGGCAUAUUUGGAAGUUUUAAAAACAGAUAUGAGAUAAAUAUGUGUAAUUAAUUAUUUUUGUUAAGAAAACAACUCUCUCUAGUCCUGGGUUUCUACUUUUUUUUCCACUAUGGUUUGAUAUAUAUUUUUGGUUAGAAUGUAUUGUAAUUGACUGUUUUUGUGAUAAAAUGUGUACUCUACUUGCAUUCAUUCCUAACUGGUUCCUUCUUAAUCUUUUCUAUUGAGAAUAUCUGGUGGAUUAAAUAAAUAGGAUUCCAGUCUCAAAAAGGAAUCCAGAAAUUAAUUGGUCUCAAUCUGAGUAUACCUGCCACAUGGCCAAAUCCUAUUAAAGUGAACUCUAAGGUGAUCUAAAUUGUUUUGUUAUAGAAAUAAGCAGGAAUCAGAUAACUUGGAAGCCUCUUAUAAAAUACGUUUCAUUUCGAUAAUAUUUAUUUUAAGCAAUUGGACCUUAUAUGCAAGGCAUUAAAUGAAUAUAAAUAGGUCCCUAUUCAGUUCCUACCCAUUUGACAUAAUUAAAAUGAUCAUUUAAAAGGUAAUUUAGUAAUACCACAUUAAUUUUCAUUUAAAUUUGCUGUGAUAAAUGCUGCCCUUUGAACUCAAUUUACAAGGUGGGUUGCUUUAUUGGAUACUUGUUAAUUUUUUCAGCAUAUUAUCUUCUUCCUUUUAAGAGUCAAGUAUUAUUCACUUUGCUUUACAACCCAGUGAAUAUGAAAACCCUCUUCUAUUUUAUGGAGCACUAUUCACUUAACAUUUUCUCAAAGUACUUUAUAGGAUAUAAAAAUAGUACUGGGUAACAUUUAAGUAAAGGUAGCAGAAAACAAAAGAACUUUCAAACAGAAAUCAUGUUCCCUGCCACCUCCUCCACCUCAAAGAAUAAUAAGCAUGUGGCACAAAUGGAAUUCUUCAGAAAAGCUGCCUGCAUAAUUUUCUUUCAAGGUAAUGCAUUUGACAGUACGAAGUUUGUAAUGGUCUUAAUUAAUGGUCCACUAUUUAGUGGAAUCAAAGAAACUGAUUUAUUUCUGAGAGAUCAUCUUAUUUCACCAGUGUCUGUAAAAAGCCUUACUGCUUAAGGUUGUUAAAGAUACCGGGUAUGGGAGGGCACCAGUCAAAUCUGGCUUCUGCAUGCAAUCCAGAGUUAACUUCAUAAAUGUUUAACUUCAAGUUGCCUUAUUUUUUAUAGUUAAAGAGUUAAUUUGCAGGGAGGGGGGUGGUUUGCAGCAGAAUUUUUAAAAUAAUUGCUAGGCUUUAGAAUCCCAUUGUUUGGAAAAAUCCUUUUAAUGUCAACUUGAUGCAGAUCUAUAGAGUCUUCUAAUUUUAUCUGAUACUCAAUACAUCAGGGGUUGAUUUUUCUGCCUGCCAUUUCUAUAUUUUUUAAAAGUCGUUGUUUAUGGUUUCAGGUUCUUUAGGUUCAAAUUCCUAUGAUGUUUUAUCAUGUAACAUAAGGUUUCUUAUACAGAAUUCAAAAUUUUAAUAGUACAUUUUGUGGUACAGUUUUGAAAAAAAAUUCUUGUAAUCCUUAUUUAGUUACAAAAAUCAAACAGAAGGAAGCUACAUAAAAUUUAGAUGUCCUGAUUAAAUUCAGUUUGAUUCAACAUGUGUUGAGUAUAACAUAUGCCCAACAAUGUUUGUAAAGGAGACAGGCUUCCAGCCCUCCAAGAGCUCAAGCUAGGGAACAGCAACCAGAGGAACUGGGACAGUGAUUAAGGCAAAGAGCCAUAGGCAGUGCAGGAUCAUAGUGCCAUAGAGGGGAGAAUAAAGAGAGAGUGGUUAAUUUGUCCAUUGUGGGGAGGUGGGCAGUUUGAAAGCAUCCAAAUGCAGAGCAAUUUGAAAGCAUUGUUUCUAAAUAGUUAAGCAGUUAUGUUCAUUAUGAUUUGUGAACAGGUGCAGAAAAAAAGCCUGCAUAAUGUUACAUAUUUAUAGUAGUUCUUUGUCUGUAAAAAUGUUAAGUGGAUGAGCUAUUAUGAAAGUAAAAAUUCCAUUUUGUAAUUUCUCAUUAAAGUUAGUACUAUAUGACUGGAUCAGAUGCUAAUAUUUAAGAAAUACUCUGUAGAAAAAGGCUUCAACUGAAUUAAUAUAUGUAUGACUCAAUAUAGAAUAAAUAUCGUAGUGGCUCAUGUUUA
Messenger RNA from Canis lupus familiaris (dog), 6066 nucleotides. RefSeq names its product A-kinase anchoring protein 5 (gene AKAP5). Lineage: Eukaryota; Metazoa; Chordata; Mammalia; Carnivora; Canidae. Bases 516 to 1802 code for a protein of 428 amino acids. The transcript has 2 exons. Gene Ontology annotation, molecular function: beta-2 adrenergic receptor binding; molecular adaptor activity; glutamate receptor binding. The record is from RefSeq and is a predicted model, not a curated record. Gene Ontology annotation, cellular component: plasma membrane; excitatory synapse; postsynaptic density. Gene Ontology annotation, biological process: positive regulation of adenylate cyclase activity.